Messenger RNA from Trichoderma harzianum CBS 226.95, 813 nucleotides. RefSeq lists its product as hypothetical. NCBI's taxonomy places the organism in Eukaryota, Fungi, Ascomycota, Sordariomycetes, Hypocreales, Hypocreaceae. The transcript has a single exon. The coding region runs from base 230 to 688 and encodes 152 amino acids. The record is from RefSeq and is a predicted model, not a curated record.
AACGCGGAGGCAGCAGGAUCAACAAUUGUACAUGUCAAGUUAGCAGACGACUACAACCUCGCCGCCGGUGAUUGGGCGAACGAGGCAGCAUGGAUCGUGGGAAAGGCUGAAACGCCGACCCGUGGUCACGAUGCCUUUGACGGCGUAGGCUAAGUGUGUUCUUGUGUCUUGUUUAUGACACGGGCUGCUGCGUUGGCGGAAAUCUUGGCCGCCAGUUAGCAUCGGGCUGAUGGCUUCCUUGGACCUGAACCGUGCCACCCAUCAUCCGCAUAGCCAUCACAUCACCAUACUCCAAUCACGGCGGCCGUCACCUGCGUCAUGGCAGCGACUGACAAACGGGCCCUGUCACGCAGCUAGACGCCUUCGCCUCUGUCUCUCUCCCUGCUUUUUGCCAAAACUUGUCCCUCUUGAGCUUGUCUUGGGGGGUUCCUUUGCGGCCGCUGCUUGGUGCCAAAAUACCUCCGCACUGGGAUUGGGGCUUGACCCGUUCUUCCGCUUGCAGGUUAGAGGCAAAGAAAGAGGAGAAGCGAGAGAGAGAGAGACAGAGAGAGGUUGGAGAGGACGGUUGCCAGCGCAUUGUACAUACAGAGGCUUGCCAGUACUGGAAGAGGUUGCAGUAGGUGGUUUGCCAAGUUGGUGCUUCGUCCACCCCAUGGAUCCAUGGAUGUCAUUCCAUUUACCUGGGUAGUACAGCCCAACCGCAGCGUCAGGCAAGCAGCCGCCGUAGUACAGCUCAUGUAACGGCAUCGCCAGAGCCUCGGGAAACCCCAGGUUUUUCCCAAGCAACCUUGCCGGGCUUCCAACGGCUCCCCG